Messenger RNA from Saprolegnia parasitica CBS 223.65, 848 nucleotides. RefSeq lists its product as hypothetical. The record is from RefSeq and is a predicted model, not a curated record. The transcript has a single exon. NCBI's taxonomy places the organism in Eukaryota, Oomycota, Saprolegniomycetes, Saprolegniales, Saprolegniaceae. Bases 45 to 800 code for a protein of 251 amino acids.
CUCGACGCCGUCUUCAAAUCCAAUUUCGACCGAAACUAAGAACUAUGUCGGCCGCCGAAGCCAGCACCUCGCGAAAGCGCAAGCGCAGCACGGAGACCAAGGACCUCGACAACCUCGCGCUCUCUCUCAAGCUCAAGAGCCUCGUCGCCGAGGCCUGCCUCUCGGAUAUGAACAAUGUCGUCAUCGAAAAGAACUUGAUUGCGAUCGCCAAGGAGCUCGCCGUCAUGCGCCGCGCCGGUCUCUUCUCGGACGCGCGCUGCCUCCGCUUCCUCUGCAUUUGCUUUGAGCGCAUUCAGAUGCUCCUCGCCAAGGUCGAGCACCACGCGCCAUUGACCGUCACGGCCGAGAGCCUCUGGGAAAGCGCCAAGUGGCAGGUCUCGGACGCGGUCCACGCCGACGUCCUUGACACGGCGGCGGUCACCACGUGCUACGAGAAUGCAGUCCGCGACGUCAAGCUGCUCUGGAAGGCCAUGGUGCUCUCGCGCGAGCAGGGCGCCAACCUCUGGCACGAACACAAGCAAGAGGAGGCCGUCCAUGUCCUCAAGACGUCGGAAGUGUACAUGCGCCGCUUCCACCUCAAGUACCAGAAGCUCAACAUUGACUAUGCGCUCCUCCACUCGACGUCGUCGCCGGCCAAGAAGGCGACAACAAAGAAGUCGGUCUCGUUUGCGGCAUCGCCGACGAUUCUCGGGACGGCCGACGCGGACGUGGACCGCAGCCCCACGAGCUGCUCCAAGCCGUCCAAGCUCGACGCGCUCCUCCUGCGCUCGUCCCGCAACUUUCCGACGCCAUCCUUUUAGUUGGUUACGAACGAUUAGAAUAAUUUAUUAGUUUUUAUUUAUUCCCAC